AUGACCGGUAACACACCCCGAACAAGUGUCCACUCUGGACAACAAAAUGAUCUUAAUUCGCCCUCGGAUGGAUCGGCCCAUGCAGCAAUAGCAAUGAACAGUAACACUAAUGCUACCUCUGUCGCUGCCGCCAAGAGGAGGUCACGCAGACGAGCCGCCUCGUCAAGUCAGAAACGACGAUGCAUUAGCACAGCAUGCGUUGCUUGCCGCAAACGCAAAUCAAAGUGUGACGGUGCCUUACCCAGCUGCGCCGCUUGCGCGAGCGUGUAUGGCACCGAAUGCAUUUAUGACCCGAACUCGGACCACCGCCGCAAGGGCGUCUAUCGCGAGAAGGUAGACGCAAUGAAGGCACGCAGUGCCACUUUGCAGGUUCUUGUUGAAGCUAUUCUCAAUGCCUCGGAAGACGACGUUGCCUCAGUCGUCGACAGAAUUCGCUCUUGCGAUGACCUAGAUUCUCUGGCCCAGACAAUUGUCAACCAAGAUUCGGAUAGCGGAGCGAACGGACCUGACGAAGUGGACGAGGAUAGUGUCGAUUUGUCAGCUGUCAAGGGUGAGGAGGAACUGGCCCGCAAAAUGGGUGAGCUUCGAUUUGAGAACGGGUCCGUACGCUUCAUUGGUGGCACUUCUCACCUUCUUCACCUGGGAGAGUCUCAAAAUGAUGCUGUUGAAUCAGAUCUCGAACCCGGGCAACAACUCACUAGUGACGACCCCAUUACUUCAUGGACGCGAGUCACCAGUGACUCUAACCUCAUCGCGCACUUGAUGAGAAUGUACUUCAAUUAUCACUACUCAUAUUUCACCACUCUAUCUAAGAAGCUCUUCAUCAGGGACUUCACAACAGGUCAGGCAAAUGUGGCUUCCCGGAAUUGUACGGCAUACUGCUCGCCUCUCUUGGUCAACGCUAUGCUUGCGCUUGGUUGUCACUUCACUGAUGUUGCCGGGGCGUUUGUGAUACCGGGCGACGCUAGAACUAAGGGUGACCAUUUCUUUGCUGAAGCCAAGCGUCUUAUCUUGGAAAAUGACGAAUUUGCCAGACCUCGCCUCGUCACAGUUCAGGCAUUAGCACUCAUGUCUGUGAGAGAGGCUGGCUGUGGCAGGGAGGCCAAGGGAUGGGUCUACAGUGGAAUGAGCUUCCGUAUGGCUCAAGAUAUUGGCCUAAAUCUCGAAGUCACGGGCUCUGACAGAGAGCACAUGUCUGAAGAAGAAAUUGAUGCCAGAAAGAUCACAUAUUGGGGUUGCUUUGUUUUUGACAAGUGCUGGUCCAAUUACAUGGGGAGGCUGCCUCAGCUUGUCAAGACCACAUGCAACGUCACAAAGUUCGACAUUGACAAUGACGAAGACUUGUCCAUGUGGUCCCCAUUAUCGGACAAGGGCCUCGACAAAUCGUUUGAACAGCCGUCAAGAACACGGUCAGCGGCGUUGCAACUCACCGGCCUUUGCGAGAUUAGCAGCGACCUCAUGGUCUUCUUUUACCACCCCAAUCACAUCAGGCGGUCUCGUGGCAAGUCCGCUGAGCUCAAGAAGCUGAGCGAAAUCCAUCAACGUCUAGAACAUUGGCGCAAGGUGUUGCCCAAGGAAUUUGAGCCAGCUGAUGGCCAGCUUCCCAAUGUCAUCCUCAUGCAUGCGUGCAUCAUUCACCUGCUGAACCUCCCAGAGAAGACCGCCAGGCGAGAUAUCAUACACGGCGUCAAGCAGCUGGAAGAGAUAGCUGAUGACUGGCUGUGCGCACGUCGCACUUUGACUAUUCUAAGCGUUCUUGCGAGGAAAUGGGAGUGCGAAUUACCAGAGGAUGCUGCAUUUGUCCUUAAGAGGGCCGAUGAGAAGUAUGGAUACUACAGCACAUCGGACGUGCCUUCUCCGGCAUCGAGCCACGGCACAUUAGGCGUGAUGUCGGAUGAUGCAAUGUCAAAGUCAUCAGAAGAGCAAAGCCCGUUAGGACAGUUCAGUCAGGCACAAAUAACUCCCGGUGUCGGCUCCGGGUAUAUCGGUGACGGCAUGUCCAUGCUGCAGCCACCUCAAAUAGUGGAAGGAGUACCAGAUCGACCGUCUCAUCGGGAGCAAACUGCGCAACCAGAGGGCAUGUCUCUUGGUUACAGAAGUAAUGUGAUGGAGCGGUGGCUCGGAGAUGGAAAUCCUACUACUGAAUCGCCAUCGGUUUUUGGGUCACCAUUUUUUCCAAUUGACCAUCAGGUACCAGAACCCCAAAACAGUCACCAUGUAGGACCUCGGCGCAUGGCUGGAUUAGCUGGCAAUGAACCUCCUAACGGUCAGGACUGGAUGCUCAAUGAUGGAGCCAGAUGGCAGCAGAGCUUUGAAAGUUGGGGGGUUGAUGUCGGCAUUCCACCAAACGGAAUUUUCAUGUUCAACCAGGACCGAAACAACGGAUUCAAUCAACCUGCUGCAGGAUACCACGACGAGCAGGUACAACUGACGUUCGAAAAUCUCAACGCAUCAUUAAAUGGAAGUAGCUGGCUCCCUGGUUUGGACUGA
Molecule: messenger RNA, 2490 nt
Organism: Metarhizium acridum CQMa 102
Lineage: Eukaryota; Fungi; Ascomycota; Sordariomycetes; Hypocreales; Clavicipitaceae
Gene: NIT4
Product: Nitrogen assimilation transcription factor nit-4
Biological process (GO): regulation of DNA-templated transcription; DNA-templated transcription
Molecular function (GO): zinc ion binding; DNA binding; DNA-binding transcription factor activity, RNA polymerase II-specific
Source: RefSeq, a predicted model, not a curated record